Messenger RNA from Sarcophilus harrisii (Tasmanian devil), 539 nucleotides. RefSeq names its product family with sequence similarity 237 member A (gene FAM237A). Bases 1 to 507 code for a protein of 168 amino acids. The transcript has 2 exons. NCBI's taxonomy places the organism in Eukaryota, Metazoa, Chordata, Mammalia, Dasyuromorphia, Dasyuridae. The record is from RefSeq and is a predicted model, not a curated record.
AUGGCAGAUUUUGGGAACCCAAGAAAGAUUCAUUGCACCAUGAGACUCACCUGUACCCUACUCAUUAUGGGACUGUGCUGUGUAUCACCUUUCUUCUGUCAAAGCCAAAUAGAUCUCCUGGCUCUGAACCAAGCAGAUCCUCAAUGCUGGGAAUCCUCUUCAAUGCACCUUUUGAAGAUGAGGAAGCCACCCAUUUCUAACACUGUAGAAGGAUUUUGGGACUUUAUGAUCCACCUGAAAUCAUCUGGGAACUCGCAGCAUUGGGCCCUCUUUUGGGACCUGGCUCAACUCUUCUGGGAUAUCUAUAUAGACUGUGUGCUCUCCAGGAACCAUGGCCUAGGAAAGAGACAGCUGGCUGGAGAUAAAGAGAAACUAUCCACAACCAAUUUACAGCACACAGGAAGUACAUAUUCUCAGUUGCUAAGAGCCCCACUCCUGAAGAAGAAAGAGUUGAUUGAAGAUCUGAUGAGCAUCCAUAAGCAUAAGAGUGGGUCUAGAUUAAUUUGAAGAGUUACCAGUGACCUACGAAUAAAGAGAAA